UUUACCACCAUCCCACAUUUCACAUUUCACUUCCUCUUCUUUUUUAAUUUGAGGCCAACCAUUACACUUUUUAAGUGUUUUUUUGUUGCUCAAAUUAAUUAAAUAAAUUAUUUAAUGGCGUCGAGUUCACUAAGCUCACACCGGUCCGGUACAUGGACCCAACAAGAGAACAAGCUAUUUGAGAAGGCAUUGGCCCGGUUCGACACUGAAACUCCUGACCGGUGGCAAAACGUGGCCCGGGCCGUUGGAGGCGGGAAAUCGGCUGAGGAGGUGAAGCGCCACUAUGAGAUUCUGAUAGAGGAUCUCUGCCGCAUCGAAUCCGGCUUUGUUCCCAUUCCCAAGUAUAAGAAAUCCUCCAAUUGAUGAAGAGAAAGAGGCUUCUAAAGAUGUGAAGGGGCAAUGAGUUAUUAACGCAGGAAUCGCGUUUUGUUUUGUUUUGUUUAGUAAUGGAGCGCAGCAAGCAUGCUAAUUUUUAAUUGUAAUAUUCACGCUUCUCAAAUAAUAGAGUACUACUACUUCUUUA
Messenger RNA from Salvia hispanica, 523 nucleotides. NCBI's taxonomy places the organism in Eukaryota, Viridiplantae, Streptophyta, Magnoliopsida, Lamiales, Lamiaceae. The record is from RefSeq and is a predicted model, not a curated record.